CCAAGGAAUCCGAGGACGGCACUUGAGGAGGACGCAAUGCAAUCCAAGGAGCAGCACGCGUUAUGGCUGACUGAACUGGGCCGGGAAUGUGCUGCUGCCCGCUCUCUUCGGCACCUCUGGGAAAAAGGCCUCAAGCAGCUCCACCCGACGUCUCCCAACAACCCACGGCACUCCAUGCCUUCCACGGGCUGCUGGUUCUGUGUUUGCUGGGUGGGGCCAGGGCGAGGAGGAGGCGGAGAAGGAGGUGAAGGCAGCAGAAGAAGGCAGCGGCGGCGCCGCUCCCGCCCCUCCCGGACGCUGCCAGCCGGGAGCCGCUGCCCGGCUGGUCCCGCCCCGCCGGCCGGGAACCUCCCUUUCCGCCGGGAAGGCGACGCAGCGCUGCCCAAGAUGGUGGCGGGAGGGCUGUGUCUGUGUGGGCUCCUCAGAUUGCUGUGCUCAUUGUUACUCCCUGCAUUAUUUCUAAGUGGAAUUUUGUGCAUCUGCUUGGUGGUACUGCUGUGGGGAGUACGGCUCUGGAUACAAAGGAAGAAACAGUUGAGCUCAGCGGGAAGAGAUGGGAAGCGGCCACUGCUGGUGGCCUUUUUUCACCCAUAUUGCAAUGCAGGAGGUGGAGGGGAGAGAGUCUUGUGGUGUGCCAUAAGAACGCUCCAGAAAAAGUACAGAAAUGUAACGUGUGUUGUUUACACUGGUGAUAGAGAUGCCACUGGAGAAGAAAUAGUAGAAGGUGCUUUCAGAAGAUUCAAUAUUAAGUUAAUCCAUCCUGUGAAGUUUGUAUUUCUAGAAAAACGCUUCCUUGUGGAAGCUUCUCUUUAUCCUCACUUCACUUUGCUGGGACAAAGUUUAGGAUCAGUGUUCCUUGGCUGGGAAGCUCUUCUAAAGUGUGCUCCUGAUAUUUAUAUUGACUCAAUGGGUUAUGCCUUCACAAUUCCCCUCUUCAAAUACCUGGGAGGUUGUCGCGUUGGAUGCUACGUCCAUUAUCCCACUAUCAGCACAGAUAUGCUCUCUGUCGUGAGGAACCAGGAUACCAGGUUUAACAAUGCUGCCUUCAUUACAAGCAGCCCUCUCUUCAGCAAAUUUAAACUUGCCUACUACUACUUCUUUGCUUUCAUGUAUGGGUUGGUUGGUUCCUGCAGUGAUGUGGUCAUGGUGAAUUCUUCAUGGACACUGAAUCACAUCCUUUCCCUCUGGAGAGUUGGGGCUUGCACUAGUGUCGUGUAUCCACCAUGCGAUGUUCAGGCUUUCCUGGAUAUUCCGCUGGAAGUGGAAAAGAGCACCAGUGAAUAUUCCAUUGUUUCCAUCAGCCAGUUCAGGCCUGAAAAAGAUCAUCCUCUGCAAAUCAGAGCCUUUGCUAAAUUGCUGAAAGAGAAGAGAGUGGGGCAGCAGCCAUCACUGAAGCUGAUCUUAAUCGGCGGCUGUCGAAACCAGCAAGAUGAAGAGCGUGUAAAUAACUUGAAACUUCUGUGUGAAGAGCUGGGAGUUAGUGAUGAUGUGGUGUUCAGAAUUAACAUUCCCUUUGAGGAGCUGAAGAGACACCUGGCCGAGGCCACCAUCGGCCUGCACACCAUGUGGAAUGAGCACUUUGGAAUAGGAGUAGUUGAAUGUAUGGCAGCUGGCACAGUUAUCCUGGCUCACAAUUCUGGUGGCCCCAAAUUGGACAUUGUGGUACGCCAUGAAGGACGUGUUACAGGCUUCCUGGCAGAAGAUGAGGACAGUUAUGCUGAGACAAUGGCUUACAUCUUUUCUUUGUCUCCUGAGAAAAGACUGGAGAUCAGAGAAAGCGCUCGUCGCUCUGUGCACAGGUUUUCUGACCAGCAUUUUGAAGACACAUUCCUGUUAUCUGUGGAGCCGUUAUUUAAAUAAGUGUAUAGAAGUAAAAAUGAACAUGAGUAAAAUUAACUUUUUAUAUUUGACUGUGUGGCACAUGUAAAUAUAUCUAAGCUAUGAUCCCUUGGUUCCAUUCAAUAAAAAGGUUGUUUUUCUUUCUGUCAA
Molecule: messenger RNA, 1989 nt
Organism: Haemorhous mexicanus (house finch)
Lineage: Eukaryota; Metazoa; Chordata; Aves; Passeriformes; Fringillidae
Gene: ALG11
Product: ALG11 alpha-1,2-mannosyltransferase
Exons: 4
Coding region: 37-1860 (607 amino acids)
Biological process (GO): protein N-linked glycosylation
Cellular component (GO): endoplasmic reticulum membrane
Molecular function (GO): GDP-Man:Man(3)GlcNAc(2)-PP-Dol alpha-1,2-mannosyltransferase activity
Source: RefSeq, a predicted model, not a curated record